GGAAUCAGCAGUUCUGAAAGAGCAUUUGUAUAUAGUUCCGUAACCGGCUCGUCACAGAUAGAUCGUUUGAACACACAGCCCCAGUCUGCGAGCGAAAAAUGCGAGACAAGUUGUGACAUCUCCCGCACAACACAUGACUCGAACCCCAAACAUUUGGAGCCACCCUAUAUGCGACGCCCGAAUAGCCACGCUGGAUGUAUGUAUUCAGCAAAGCCAAAGGAACAUAUGUUGCAUUCAACAACAUUUUCAUCGCCAGUCAACUACGCACAGAGACAUGUCAAAGAGAAUCUGAUUCUGCCCUACACGUCCUCAAUCAUCGGGACGAAACGAUCCGAGCAUCACUAUGUCUGUCUGUUGUGCGAUAAGAAAUUUCCUCGAGCGGCCAAUUUGAACCGGCAUAUACGUACGCAUACGGGGGAACAACCUUACCAUUGCCCACAUUGUCAACGCUCAUUCAGCAUCUCAUCUAACAUGCAACGACAUGUGCGUAACAUACACAAACCAUUUGUCACUAAAGCGCUGCACAACUGGCCAAUUGACAGCAACCGUGGACGGUUGAAUGCAUCUUCCUCUUCUAAUCACACAAUACAAGAACCAUUGCUCACGAUAGUUCUUCACAUUCCGGGUUAG
Molecule: messenger RNA, 630 nt
Organism: Echinostoma caproni
Lineage: Eukaryota; Metazoa; Platyhelminthes; Trematoda; Plagiorchiida; Echinostomatidae
Source: the annotation of a GenBank genome assembly